This is a messenger RNA of Poeciliopsis prolifica (blackstripe livebearer), 2613 nucleotides long. It is a transcript of the gene zdhhc18a, whose product is annotated as zinc finger DHHC-type palmitoyltransferase 18a. Gene Ontology annotation, molecular function: protein-cysteine S-palmitoyltransferase activity. Gene Ontology annotation, cellular component: Golgi apparatus; endoplasmic reticulum. NCBI's taxonomy places the organism in Eukaryota, Metazoa, Chordata, Actinopteri, Cyprinodontiformes, Poeciliidae. The record is from RefSeq and is a predicted model, not a curated record. Gene Ontology annotation, biological process: protein targeting to membrane; peptidyl-L-cysteine S-palmitoylation. The transcript is spliced from 9 exons. Bases 436 to 1842 code for a protein of 468 amino acids.
CGUUAUCGUACAACCCUGACGCUCCUGCUGCGUCUACUUUCCGGUGUCUAUGCUCACUAUGACGUACGUCGGCUGGUAGUAAAGGAAAAAGGAGAACCAGUCCAGUUAACCUGACCUACCGUCUCUGUCUACAUUAAAUUUGCGUUUGCUUUACAAAAUGUUCCGCCGACAUUUGUACACGGAUUUAAUUUGACAACAAAACAUGUCGGUUUGUUCGUCGUCAGCCCGUGAAUACAUUCAACUGGUAAAACUGACCGACGAAGAAGAAUGCCUUUGUUGCUACGCUAGCUAGCUGGACUUAGCUUCAGGAUGGACGGCUGAGUGCUAUCAGGAGGAACAAAUAAGUGUCCUGUCAAUGAAUCUUGAGAGAAGCGUCUCCUGAGUGUGAAGGAGGGCUUUCGGUGCCUUUUUUGCUACCUCCGAACCGCGUAGACGAUGAAGAACUGCGAGUACCAGCAGAUCGACCCACGGGCGCUCUCCGUUUCGCCGUUGUCGGCUCAAAACCCCGCCGAGAAGAAGGUGCAGCGCCCGCGGAGAAAGUGGGAAGCUUUCCCGGGAAAGAACCGAUUUUUCUGCGACGGACGGCUCAUACUGGCCAGACAGAACGGCGUCCUUCCUCUAACUCUGGGCCUUAUUGUUGUCACUAGUGGCCUUUUCUUUGCUUUCGAUUGCCCCUUCCUGGUGGAGCAUCUGACCGUCUGUAUACCUGUGAUAGGAGGGGUGCUCUUCUUGUUUGUGGUCGCCUCCCUGCUCAGAACCAGCUUUACAGAUCCAGGCAUUUUACCCAGAGCCACGGCAGACGAAGCUGCAGACAUAGAGAGACAGAUAGAUACCUCAGGUUCCUCAACAUAUCGCCCGCCUCCUCGAACCAAGGAGAUCCUCAUCAACCAGCAGGUGGUAAAGCUCAAGUACUGCUUCACUUGCAAGAUGUUCCGGCCUCCGCGGACCUCCCACUGCAGUCUGUGUGACAACUGUGUUGAGCGAUUUGAUCACCACUGCCCAUGGGUGGGGAACUGUGUCGGAAAACGCAACUACCGCUAUUUCUACAGCUUCAUCAUCUCUCUGUCUUUUCUGACAUCUUUUAUAUUCGGCUGUGUCAUCACACAUAUCACCCUCCGUUCUCAAGCAGGGAAAGGCAUUGUUCAAGCCAUUCAGGAGAGUCCUGCAAGUGUGGUGGAAUUGGUGAUUUGCUUUUUCUCCAUCUGGUCUAUUUUGGGCCUCUCAGGCUUCCACACCUACUUAGUAGCCUCCAAUCUCACCACGAAUGAAGACAUCAAGGGGUCGUGGUCGGGUAAACGGGGAGCAGAGGAGUCUGGAAACCCCUACACUUAUAGCAACAUCAUAACCAACUGCUGUGUUACAUUAUGCGGCCCAAUGCCUCCCAGCCUGAUUGAUCGAAGAGGGUUCCUCCCUCCCGAUGAGGCGAUCCCCGCCGCUGCGGCCUCAGAGAUGGAGCUGCCUCCCUUCACGCCCAAGAGCGAUGCGAACAUGUGCACUCAGAGCACGAAGGACAUGCUGGAGAGGAUGCUCCACUCCUCUGACUUUCAUGGCCUGUGCCCUUCAGGGAACCCCAAAACCUCGCCUCUGGUCCAGGAGGUUUCCAGCGGCCCAGCAACCGCAGAGCCUUCCCUCUCCUCCGGCUGCUCGCGGCAGCUCGCCCGCCAGGCUGUGGUUGACCCCUGCCCCCUGUUGUCCCCUGUCGCUUUCAGCAAAAGCAAUAGGAGAGACUCGCUGCACUCGAUCAACCCGGCCUUCCGCCUGGCUUCUCCCUCGCCCACGCUAAGCCGCAGCGCGCUGGUUCUGGGCGACAGGCCUGACAUUGGUUUCAUCCCGCAACACUAAGGGCGGGAUGCUUGCCAUCAGAACAGACAUGGAGUCAUGGCGGGGAGUGUACGCUCCUCAGGCUACAGAUAUUACUGCUGUUUAUCAUCAGGCAGUGAUUUUGGACUUAAAGACACUUAGUCAGAGACUUGGUGCAUGUUGGAAUUUGGUGUUGCAACAAUGUCCUUGUGAGGGAUUACGGUUAAUUUAAGUCACCAGUGUCCAGUUGUACACAUCCUUCAAAAUGGAGGGGAAUCUUAGUAACACUUGAGAGCACAAUAUAGAGAUAUUUUUUCACAUCUUUUUUAGGACGCUCGAAAUGUCCCAGCACUCCUUCUGCUGAACCUCAGUGUUUGAGUUCUAAUAUGAUACGCAAACAUGGGCAGGAUUUUGAGUUUGGAUGUUUUGUGUAUAAGAAGCCAGAAACAAAUGUUGGACUUUGCUCAGUUUUCCAGACUGUGUACCAUUUUAACAACAAGAAGCCUCAUGCAUCAUCAUCUACAUUGUCCCGUCUAUAUUUGAAGUCAAAGAUGGACAAGGAUGUCAUACUUGUUGGAAUUUUGCAAAUCCUUUUUCAAAAAACAAAAAGGUUUUGGGAGGCUCCAAGUUCUGUGAGAUCACGCAAAUGUUUUAUGAGAUCCUAGUUGCUUUGGCUUUGUACUGCCACGGUUUUGGAAAAUCUCCACCUGCUCUUUCGAGAUCCCAAGUUACUUUGGUGAGUUCAUGUUGAAGAUUGUCAAGAAACGGAGUCACUUUUUGGAGCUUCUGCAAAUGUUUUGUGAGUUCCUGAAA